Cajanus cajan (pigeon pea) is the source of this 2084-nucleotide messenger RNA. RefSeq names its product RING finger protein. Lineage: Eukaryota; Viridiplantae; Streptophyta; Magnoliopsida; Fabales; Fabaceae. The record is from RefSeq and is a predicted model, not a curated record. Gene Ontology annotation, biological process: multicellular organism development.
CUCUCGUGUUCUUUCUCUCUCUUUCUUUCUCUUUUUCCAUUCCCUCAUAGCUUCUGCAAACAGUUCUAUCCCACAAGCUUCCAAACAAAGAGAAUUAAUGGAAAGUGAGAUUUGCAAGAUAGAAUUAUUUAGUUCCCUUUGUUGUGGCUGCUGCAGCACCUGCUUCUGAGAAUUAUUAUUAUUUGCAUAGUUGAUGGCUUUCUUGUUACUAUUAACUCUCUUCCUUAUUGAUCAUGAUAUCGAUGAUGGAAAACCACUAUGCAAUUCCUACUCCAAAACCUUUUUCACAAUAUAAACCCCAGAUUCCAAACCGUUUCUCCUCUUCUUCUCAAUCUUCUUAUGGCUUGUGUUGAGAUCAGACACGUGUCCAGCUACUACAUCAUCAUCGGGUUUGGUUUGGUUUGUGGGGUGAGUCCAAUAUGACCAUGGUUCCUUCUCAAAACGGGAAACAAAAUAGGAGUAGUGGUGGUGGUGAUUAUGUUAUUUACGGUAACACAACAACGAGUGGUGCUAUGAACCAAGUUGAAGUUGAAGGAGGCUACAAUUGCUUACUAGGAUCUGAUUUUGUGGUGAGGAGGCACAUGAUGGCUGAGCCUGAAGAAUCAUCGAGACACAACACCACCACUAACGAGGAAGCUGAAGCUGAAGCUGGUGGUUCAACCUCAAAGGAAGAAGAAGAAAAAGGAGCAAAUUUAAACAACAAUAACAGCAACAACAACAACAAUAACUGGCUUCAAUUAAGCAUAGGUUUGACAAGCACAAAGCAACAAGACCGUGAUCGAACCGAUCCAACAACAACAACAACCGGUUCAGGGCUUGUGGAGUUGGACUUGCUUCCUUCGCGGCGGAGCACGGAGAUUCCGGCGGCGGUUUUUCCGGUGGUGGCAUCAGGAAGAGGAGGAGGAGGGUCUAGUUUUGGUGUUUCUUCUUCUUUGUUUUUUGAGCAUCAAACGACGUCGUGUUCUUCCAUGUCCAUGUCUACGGCAAGUGGUCCAAUUUCCUCAACCUUUGGCCAUCAAGAGAUGAACUGGGCUUUUGGUCCACUAUUUCCUCAUAAUUCUAUGCCUAUUAUGCCCUCUUCCUCUUUCACUCUUCCUCCUCCUUCUUCUUCUUCCUCCUCAUCACAGUCUUGUUACUCCUCUUUGAGGCCUCCCUUAGGGUCUUACUUUCCAACACCCUUUCAUCCCUUUCCUUCUUCUUCUGGAUUUGAUCAAUAUGACGUGGCUGGGGCUGGACCAAGCUCUGAUGUCACAGUUCGAGUUGUUGAUCCUCCUAGAAGACCUCAUUCCGGAAUAUGGUUCAUGUUACAAGCUUCUCAAAAUCAGGCGAAAGAACCAUUCUUGCCUCAAAUACCUAAGAACUACCUUAGAAUUAAAGACGGAAGGAUGACAGUUCGGUUGCUAUUGAAGUAUCUGGUUAGCAAACUCAGACUGGAAAGCGAAUCAGAGAUAGAGAUAACAUGCAGAGGGCAACAACUUUUACCUUUCUUGACGUUGCAGCAUGUGAGGGAUAACAUUUGGACUCCGAGGGACACCACACGACCUUUGCUUUCAGAUUCCUCAACCACAGAUCAUGUCAUGGUGCUCCAUUACGGUAGAAUAAGCACUUCUUAAAAGGACUUCCCACAAGUUAUUAUAACCUAAAUGUGCCUCACAUCAUGCAUGGUCUUAAUUGUACCCUUGUUAACUUAUCUAAACCCUUUUCUUUUUUCUUUUUUUGCUUAAUUAGUUUUUUUCUCUUCCAAUUUUUCUAUUCUAAUGGGUUUUGAUUAUUAUUUAUUUUGUUUUUUUCUUCCCCUUUUAUAUUUCUUUAAUUGACAUGGAGAUUAUGGAGAAUCACAUGGACUAUCCCCUCAAAAGUGUUUAUUCCAUUAGGGUUUUGGGUGGGUAGCAUUACCGAAAUUGUACUCCCAUGUUGAGAGCGGGGUGGGUGAGGAAUUGCCAUCAACUGUAUUAUCAAGCACAAAACUCAAUCUAAUUUGAUCCACUAACCCAUUUUCCCCUUUUUUGUUCUCAUUUAUAUGGUUUAUUUAUUCUCAAGCUAAAAGUAUAUAUACCAAUAUUAUGAGCAAUUCAUAUCAAUUA